CCCCCCGACUGCCCGACUCUAUUUAUAUCCAAAGAUCACAUCAUCUCUUCACAGAGUCAACGCCACCCACCUCUCCCCUCCUCUUCCCUCUGCUUGACGCUUUGGUUUCACGUUUCAUGGAUGACAACAACUGGGAUCUGCACGCGGUGGUGAGAGGCUGUUCCGCCGGUGCUGUUGCGCCCGUGAACGAUCCCUACUUCUCUUCCCUCUAUCUGUCGAACGAGGAUGACGUCGACGGAGAAAUGGAACCCCUUCUUGGGUUCCCUGAGCUGAUGGGCACGUCAAGCUAUCUGUGUGAGCUGCAGCAGCUCUGCCAACCUUUCUAUGCCAUGGAACCCGACGACGAACCACUACAACAGCAGCAGCUCCCACCCCAUUUGUCCCCUGCUGCGUCUCUUCUCCCUGCAGUGGCUUAUCCCGGCCAGUCCCAGCAGCAGAGCAGCCAGUUCCCGCGAACGGUCUCCCAACCUUCCCGUUCCAAGAGAAGGAAGAAUCAGCAGAAGAAAGUGGUGUGCCAAGUGCCAGCCGAUGGCGUCCAAUCCGAUUUGUGGGCAUGGCGAAAAUAUGGGCAGAAACCCAUCAAAGGGUCCCCAUAUCCACGGGGUUAUUACAGGUGCAGCAGCUCCAAGGGAUGCCAGGCUCGGAAGCAGGUGGAGCAGAGCAGCGCCGACCCGGGGAUGUUGCUCAUCACCUACACGGCGGAGCACAACCACCCCGUCCCCACCCAUCGGAGCUCGCUCGCCGGGAGCACCCGUCAGAAGCUUCCCCAGCCUGCGGCCAAAGGCGGUGACCGUGACCAGCUGCCGUCGCCCAGCCACCCGUCCUCCUCGAGCCCACUACCGUCGCCGAUUGCAGCCGCGGGGCUGUCGCCUAAGACCCCCCUCACAGGGGACGAGAGGAAAGGUGAGGAGGGCGAGGAAGAAGACGAGGAGUUACCGACGAUGGGAAAUGUCGACAUGCUCGAAGAGGACAGCGCGCUGUUCUUAGGCAUGGAAGUAUUGGUGCAGCCCAGUACCACAGGAGCCACCGAAACGCCGGCCACGGCGACCCUCAGCUCCGGAUACUUCGACGAGGGAAGCAGCUUCGAAGACCGUUUCUUCCGCUCGCCAUGGCUUGCGAUCACUGACGCCGCGAUCUAAUACGUCGAACACCUAUCACAUAAUUUUGUUUACCGAAGAAGAGGAUAUGUAUAAUUCCAUAUAAUCUCAAUUUUGCACUACAUUUCCUAUCA
This is a messenger RNA of Musa acuminata subsp. malaccensis (wild Malaysian banana), 1231 nucleotides long. Its product is annotated as probable WRKY transcription factor 27. The record is from RefSeq and is a predicted model, not a curated record. NCBI's taxonomy places the organism in Eukaryota, Viridiplantae, Streptophyta, Magnoliopsida, Zingiberales, Musaceae. Gene Ontology annotation, molecular function: DNA-binding transcription factor activity; transcription cis-regulatory region binding. Gene Ontology annotation, biological process: regulation of DNA-templated transcription. Gene Ontology annotation, cellular component: nucleus.